Messenger RNA from Phaeodactylum tricornutum CCAP 1055/1, 903 nucleotides. RefSeq lists its product with no specific name. Lineage: Eukaryota; Bacillariophyta; Bacillariophyceae; Surirellales; Neidiaceae. Bases 80 to 817 code for a protein of 245 amino acids. The transcript has a single exon. The record is from RefSeq and is a predicted model, not a curated record.
CACCAAAUCAUUUGCCUACACUCGUAUUGCUAGCGCUCGACACAGGAGCAACGUUCACGAGGUAACGCCUUUUAUCGUUAUGAAGCUUAUCAAUCUAUUAUUCACGUCUGCUAUCGUACACCAUGGGUGUACAGCGUUCCAAACUCUUCCACCUAUCGGUAUGCGGCCUUUUCAUUCUCUUGACGCUCCUUCCGAAGCUGUCGGCGUCAUGUUCGCCAGUAGAAAGUCCAACAAUAGAAAACAAUCGGCGUCUACUACUAAAGGGUUUGGCGUACCUCCACCGACAGCAGAAGAUGUGGCGGUCAAAUUUCCGUCUCGGGUACCCGAUAACGCUGAGGGCGAGGACUGUCCCUGCCUUAGCCACAAACAGUAUGGCAACUGCUGCGCCCUACAUCAUCAUGGCCAAAAGCGUACCGAAGAGCCAAUCGAUGUGCUACGGUCGCGGUAUUCUGCAUUCUGCUAUAGAAUUCCUCUAUACAUCAUGGCGACAACACACCCGACGUGCAGAGAUUACAAUGAAAACCGCUUGGAAUGGGUAAAAUGCUUGAAUCGCGACGGCAUGUUCGAUUCUUAUGAUUUUGUUAAGCUGGAGAUCGGUGACCAAGAAAGUGGAGAUAAUGCAGACGAAGCUUAUCUAGAUUUCAAAGUGACACUCCGGGCAAAGGCUGAAACCUCUCAAUGCGCCCCGGGACAGGAACUGACCGUCCUCGAGAAAUCUCGUUUUCUCCGAGACGGAGAUCCGCUCCAGUGGAGAUAUGCAGGUGGAGACGUCCGAACAGAUGUAAUAGGAAUCGAAAGCGUGGUACUAAACGCUUAAGUUUGAAGCGGUCUUCGUACAAAUUGAACCUCCAUCCAAUUUACAAGCCAGAUAAUAUUAAAAAUAGAAACCCAGGACCAUUGUUG